AUGGACCUGAGGGAUUUUUACCUGUUGGCUGCUCUGAUUGCCUGUUUAAGGCUGGAUUCUGCAAUAGCUCAAGAACUUAUUUACACUAUUAGAGAGGAAUUGCCUGAAAAUGUGCCCAUAGGAAACAUACCAAAGGAUUUGAACAUUUCUCACAUCAAUGCUGCCACAGGGACCAGCACUAGCCUUGUCUACAGACUGGUUUCUAAAGCUGGGGAUGCCCCUUUGGUGAAAGUAUCCAGCAGCACUGGGGAAAUUUUCACAACCUCCAAUCGAAUAGACCGAGAAAAACUCUGUGCUGGAGCCUCAUAUGCUGAGGAGAAUGAGUGUUUCUUUGAACUUGAGGUGGUGAUCCUCCCCAAUGACUUUUUCAGGCUGAUCAAAAUAAAAAUAAUUGUCAAGGAUACCAAUGAUAAUGCCCCGAUGUUUCCAUCUCCUGUCAUAAAUAUUUCCAUUCCAGAAAACACUUUGAUCAACAGCCGCUUUCCAAUUCCAUCAGCAACAGAUCCUGACACAGGCUUCAAUGGUGUACAGCAUUAUGAAUUGUUAAAUGGGCAGAGUGUUUUUGGAUUAGAUAUCGUAGAAACUCCAGAGGGAGAGAAGUGGCCACAAUUGAUUGUUCAGCAAAACUUGGAUAGAGAACAGAAAGACACCUAUGUGAUGAAAAUCAAAGUAGAGGAUGGAGGCACUCCACAGAAAUCCAGCACAGCCAUACUGCAGGUCACAGUAAGUGAUGUAAAUGACAACAGGCCAGUGUUUAAAGAGGGUCAAGUGGAGGUGCAUAUUCCAGAGAAUGCUCCUGUAGGUACCUCUGUAAUUCAACUCCAUGCCACUGAUGCAGACAUAGGCAGUAAUGCUGAAAUCCGGUACAUUUUUGGUGCCCAAGUCGCCCCUGCAACCAAAAGACUCUUUGCUUUAAAUAAUACUACUGGGCUGAUUACAGUUCAGAGGUCCUUAGAUAGAGAGGAGACAGCCAUUCACAAAGUGACAGUGCUGGCUAGUGAUGGCAGCUCCACUCCUGCUCGAGCAACGGUUACCAUCAAUGUCACUGAUGUAAACGAUAACCCUCCUAACAUAGACCUCAGGUACAUUAUAAGUCCCAUCAAUGGCACAGUGUAUUUGUCUGAGAAAGAUCCUGUCAAUACAAAGAUUGCCCUAAUUACAGUUUCAGAUAAGGACACAGAUGUGAAUGGCAAAGUGAUCUGUUUCAUUGAAAGAGAGGUCCCAUUUCAUUUGAAGGCAGUAUACGACAACCAAUAUUUGUUAGAGACCUCUUCUUUGUUGGACUAUGAGGGCACCAAAGAAUUCAGCUUUAAAAUUGUUGCCUCUGAUUCUGGGAAGCCCAGUUUAAACCAGACUGCCCUGGUAAGGGUUAAGCUUGAGGAUGAAAAUGACAACCCACCAAUUUUCAACCAGCCUGUAAUUGAGCUGUCAGUUUCUGAAAACAACCGACGUGGGUUAUACUUAACAACUAUUAGUGCCACAGAUGAAGACAGUGGGAAAAAUGCAGACAUUGUUUAUCAGCUUGGACCGAAUGCCUCCUUCUUUGAUCUGGACCGAAAGACAGGAGUUUUGACUGCGUCCAGAGUCUUUGACCGAGAAGAGCAAGAACGAUUCAUCUUUACAGUCACUGCCCGGGACAAUGGGACCCCUCCCCUCCAAAGCCAAGCGGCUGUGAUAGUUACUGUUCUGGAUGAGAAUGACAAUAGCCCCAAGUUUACUCAUAAUCAUUUUCAAUUUUUUGUGUCUGAAAAUCUGCCAAAGUAUAGUACUGUGGGGGUAAUCACAGUGACAGAUGCAGAUGCUGGCGAGAAUAAAGCUGUGACUCUUUCCAUUCUAAAUGACAAUGAUAAUUUUGUGUUGGAUCCGUAUUCUGGAGUCAUAAAGUCAAAUGUCUCCUUUGAUAGAGAGCAGCAGAGUUCCUACACUUUUGAUGUCAAAGCCACUGAUGGUGGACAGCCACCUCGUUCCUCUACUGCAAAAGUAACUAUCAAUGUCAUGGAUGUUAAUGACAAUAGCCCAGUUGUCAUUUCUCCACCGUCAAAUACUUCCUUUAAGUUGGUGCCCCUCUCCGCCAUUCCUGGCUCUGUGGUAGCAGAAGUUUUUGCAGUGGAUAUUGACACUGGAAUGAAUGCUGAACUUAAGUAUACAAUAGUGAGUGGGAACAACAAAGGCUUAUUUCGAAUUGAUCCAGUAACAGGUAACAUUACUCUGGAAGAAAAACCGGCACCUACUGAUGUGGGCUUACACCGUUUGGUGGUCAACAUAAGUGACCUGGGAUACCCUAAGUCCUUGCACACACUUGUGCUUGUAUUCCUUUAUGUUAAUGACACUGCUGGAAAUGCCUCCUACAUCUAUGACUUGAUCCGCAGGACUAUGGAGACCCCGUUGGACAGGAACAUAGGGGAUAGUAGCCAACCCUAUCAAAAUGAGGACUAUCUCACCAUCAUGAUUGCCAUUGUCGCAGGAGCCAUGGUGGUUAUAGUUGUGAUCUUCGUUACCGUUCUGGUGCGCUGUCGCCAUGCAUCAAGGUUCAAAGCAGCUCAGAGGAGCAAGCAAGGUGCCGAAUGGAUGUCCCCAAACCAGGAGAACAAACAAAACAAGAAAAAGAAAAGGAAGAAAAGAAAGUCUCCCAAGAGCUCUCUUUUGAACUUUGUUACUAUCGAAGAGUCCAAACCCGAUGACUCAGUUCAUGAGCCUAUCAAUGGGACAAUAAGCUUGCCAGCUGAGCUGGAGGAGCAAAGUAUAGGAAGAUUUGACUGGGGCCCGGCACCUCCGACAACCUUCAAGCCUAACAGCCCUGACCUGGCCAAGCACUACAAAUCUGCUUCUCCACAGCCUGCUUUUCAUCUCAAACCAGACACUCCAGUUUCCGUGAAAAAGCAUCAUGUGAUUCAGGAACUCCCUUUGGACAACACCUUUGUCGGGGGUUGUGACACCCUUUCCAAACGCUCUUCCACUAGUUCAGAUCACUUCAGUGCCUCAGAGUGCAGUUCCCAAGGAGGCUUCAAGACAAAGGGCCCCUUACACACCAGACAGUGUAACUCACACAGCAAAAGUGACAAUAUUCCUGUCACUCCUCAGAAAUGUCCCAGCUCUGCGGGUUUCCACAUUCAAGAGAAUGAAGAAAGCCAUUACGAGUCGCAGCGCCGCGUUACGUUUCACCUGCCUGAUGGCUCCCAGGAAAGCUGCAGUGACAGUGGUCUAGGAGACCACGAGCCGGUGGGUAGUGGAACCCUGAUCUCACACCCUCUUCCUCUGGUUCAGCCACAGGACGAAUUCUAUGACCAGGCCUCUCCGGACAAGAGGACCGAAGCAGAUGGCAACUCUGACCCCAACUCUGAUGGGCCUCUGGGUCCCCGAGGAUUAGCUGAAGCUACAGAAAUGUGCACUCAAGAGUGCUUGGUUCUGGGUCACUCUGAUAAUUGCUGGAUGCCUCCUGGCUUGGGUCCUUAUCAACACCCAAAAUCUCCUCUCUCAACCUUUGCACCCCAGAAAGAAUGGGUCAAGAAGGACAAGCUUGUGAAUGGGCACACGCUGACCAGAGCCUGGAAAGAAGACAGCAACAGGAACCAGUUCAAUGACCGUAAGCAGUAUGGCUCCAAUGAAGGUCAUUUCAACAAUGGCGGCCACGUGACAGACAUUCCUCUGGCAAAUCUGAAGUCUUAUAAGCAAGCAGGAGGGUCUAUUGAGAGUCCUAAGGAGCACCAACUCUAA
This is a messenger RNA of Cynocephalus volans (Philippine flying lemur), 3714 nucleotides long. RefSeq names its product protocadherin 9 (gene PCDH9). The coding region runs from base 1 to 3714 and encodes 1237 amino acids. Gene Ontology annotation, biological process: homophilic cell-cell adhesion. Gene Ontology annotation, molecular function: calcium ion binding. NCBI's taxonomy places the organism in Eukaryota, Metazoa, Chordata, Mammalia, Dermoptera, Cynocephalidae. The transcript is spliced from 4 exons. The record is from RefSeq and is a predicted model, not a curated record. Gene Ontology annotation, cellular component: plasma membrane.